AAUAUUUCCGGUUCCUGUUUUCAGACACGACGUUUUUGUGUGUUUUUUAAAAAGAUUAAUCUAACUUCUGAAGCCAAAAUGGAAACAACAAGUGAUGGGAAAAUGAAGAUGCCGAAAGUGGCGAAGGUGAAGAACAAGAUGCCAGCCCCUGUACAGAUUACGGCAGAACAGUUGCUUCGCGAGGCCAAGGAACGAGAACUGGAACUGGUACCACCUCCUCCAAAACAGAAGAUUUCUGACCCAGAUGAACUUGCCAGUUAUCGGAUGAGAAAGCGAAAGGCAUUUGAAGACAAUAUCCGAAAGAACAGAGCUGUUAUGACUAACUGGAUUAAAUAUGCCCAGUGGGAAGAAAGCCAGAAAGAACUACAGAGAGCUCGGUCAGUCUGGGAAAGAGCCAUGGAUGUUGACCACAGAAACAUUACCGUCUGGCUCAAGUACGCUGAGAUGGAAAUGAGAUGUCGCCAGAUCAAUCAUGCUCGUAACGUGUGGGACCGCGCCAUUACCAUUCUUCCCAGGGCCAAUCAGUUCUGGUACAAAUACACAUACAUGGAGGAGAUGCUUGGAAAUAUUGCAGGUGCCAGACAGGUGUUUGAGAGAUGGAUGGAGUGGGAACCAGAGGAACAGGCCUGGCAUUCCUACAUCAACUUCGAGCUCCGGUACAAAGAACUCAACCGAGCACGGACCAUUUAUGAACGAUUCGUUAUUGUACACCCUGAAGUGAAGAACUGGAUAAAGUACGCCAAGUUUGAAGAGAAGAAUUCCUACAUCAACAGUUCUCGUCGAAUAUACGAGAGAGCGGUGGAGUUCUUCGGAGACGACAACAUGGACGAGAAGUUGUUGUUAGCGUUUGCCAAGUUUGAAGAGGGACAAAAAGAACAUGACCGUGCCAGGGUGAUAUACAAGUACGCUCUGGACCACCUGCCAAAGGAAAGCUGUGAACAGACCUACAAGCAGUACACCAUUCACGAGAAGCGGUUCGGCAGUCGAGCGGCCAUUGAAGACGUCAUCGUCAGUAAGAGACGCUUCCAGUAUGAAGAGGAGGUCAAUUCAAACCCGAUGAAUUAUGAUGCUUGGUUUGAUUACCUACGACUGCUAGAAUCUGACGGAGAUCAGGAACAAGUGGAGGAGACGUAUGAAAGGGCUAUCUCCAACAUUCCGCCAUCGCAGGAGAAGCGUCACUGGCGCCGCUACAUCUACCUGUGGAUCAACUACGCUGUGUAUGAGGAACUGGAGGCGAGGAACGUGGAGCAGACGAGAGAUGUCUACAAGGCCUGUCUGGAGGUCGUCCCGCACAAGAGGUUCACCUUCGCCAAGGUCUGGCUGCUCCUCGCGCAGUUCGAGAUUAGGCAGAAAAACUUGACGAAGGCGCGCAAAGUUUUGGGAACUGCUAUUGGCAAAUGCCCCAAGAACAAAUUGUUCCGAGGAUACAUUGAACUAGAGCUACAGCUUAGAGAAUUUGACAGAUGUAGAAUUUUGUACGAAAAGUUCCUUGAGUUUGCACCUGAAAACUGUACUACUUGGAUGAAGUAUGCAGAACUGGAAAUCAUUCUCGGUGAUACUGACCGUGCACGAUCAAUCUUUGAGCUUGCUGUGAAUCAGCCGAAGUUGGACAUGCCCGAGGUAUUGUGGAAGGCCUACAUCGACUUCGAGAUCGAGCAGGAGGAGUACGACAAAACGAGGUCACUCUACAGGUACCUGCUGGAGAGAACGCACCAUGUCAAGGUGUGGAUAAGCUUUGCCCAGUUUGAGAAGUCGAUUGCGGAGGACAAUAACUUUGAACAAAUCCGCAAAGUAUUCCAAGAAGGAAAUCAGGCCCUGAAAGAGGCACAGGUGAAAGAGGAACGACUCAUGCUGCUGGAAACGUGGCAGAUGUUUGAGAGAGAGAAUGGUGAUGAGACUUCUCAACAAAGGGUUGUUAAACUGAUGCCACAGAAAGUGAAGAAGCGCAGAAAGAUACAAACAGAUGAUGGGACUGACGCUGGGUGGGAGGAGUAUUUUGACUACAUCUUCCCAGAUGAAGAGGCUGCCAAACCAAACCUUAAACUGCUGGCCCUCGCCAAGAAGUGGAAGCAGAAGCAGGAGCCUGAGGAAGACAUUGCCGACCCCUCCGAGAAUGACAAUUCAUGACACGAGAAUCUUCCCACGGAUGAGGAAGAGACCAACUUCUCCAGUACGACAGUAAAGACUGACUGUCGAGUUCCACACGGUUUACACAGACUUCUCAUUGAGAUGACACUUAUGACAUAAGAUUCUUCUCUUAGACAGGGAAGAGGUGAUGAAAUUGUCCAGUGUAAAAGUAACAACCAAUUUUGGACUUUGUGAAUGUUUACACAGAUUUCUAAAGUAGACAGAUGGUGCUCUACAAGAAGUCUAUAAAUAUUACAGGUGUUCAGGUGUUUGAGAAUUGAAAAUUUGCUUUAACCAUUUAUGGGUUGUUAAAAAAACCCAUAUUAUUUUGUAUAAUCAUGUAAUUGAUGUCUUAAAUUUAUUGGACAAAUGAUAAAUUUCACGUGAGAAAGCUAAAUGAAUUACACCAGUCUAGACUUGCGCAAACAGAACAGAUCUUCUUGCAGUUUCAGGCACCUGGAUUACAUUCAGGGGAUUUCCAACACAUUGACCCUGUAUAUUAAGUUUUUCCAUUGAACACGUAUAUCAUGGCCUAAAUGCCAGAUGUAUUAAACAGAAGUGACAUACAGGCAUCUGUAUGUAAAGAAAAAGAGUGUGGUUUCAGGUGGUGCAUAUGGGCAAGAGGCCUCUAUAUAUAACGGUAAAAUGCAUGAUUGUUAUAUAGGUUGCUCAUUACAGCAGUGGUGUGUUCAGGAGACCAAAUGCCCAUGAACUAUUUGACUGGUUUUGUCUUCUAUCAUAUCACAUUCAUCUAAAGUCAGGCACAAAAACCAGUCUAGGGAGCGACCGUGAUCCUGAACAUACCCUUGAUUUCAUCUUCAUCAGUGUCAUACAUUUGGGUGCAGUUUACCAACAUUGUAUCGAUCAUGUCUGUGAUUCCACAAUGAAGUUGACGUUUCAAUGAAUCAUCAUCAAAUAUUUUGUAAUGCUUGUUAACAAUCACCGAUGCUAAUCACAGAGACUUAUUUCAUGUGUCUCAUUAUCUGUGAUUUUAUUAUGUACAGGAAAAAAGAAUAUUACAAAUAUGAAUAUUGAA
This is a messenger RNA of Gigantopelta aegis, 3163 nucleotides long. RefSeq names its product crooked neck-like protein 1. NCBI's taxonomy places the organism in Eukaryota, Metazoa, Mollusca, Gastropoda, Neomphalida, Peltospiridae. The transcript has 16 exons. Gene Ontology annotation, biological process: mRNA splicing, via spliceosome; spliceosomal complex assembly. Gene Ontology annotation, cellular component: post-mRNA release spliceosomal complex; U2-type catalytic step 2 spliceosome; precatalytic spliceosome. Gene Ontology annotation, molecular function: protein binding. The record is from RefSeq and is a predicted model, not a curated record. The coding region runs from base 79 to 2127 and encodes 682 amino acids.